AGUUUCCGGAAGUGUAACUGGUGCUCAACACGGAAGAGUCAUUUGUUUAGGUUUUAGUUUUAUCAAGACGCUUCGAUUUUUUCUCGCUAACAGUUGGAUAUUUUGUGUUUCUUUUAAUUAUCAAGAUGCCUUUAUUCGCCCAAAACCCAUUUGACCAAGAUGUCGAAAAGGUAACCAAUGAAACUAACACGACAGAUGACUGGGGCCUUAUUAUGGACAUAUGUGACAGAAUUGGAACAACACCAAAUGGACCAAAAGACAGCCUGAGAUCUAUAAUGAAAAGAGUCAACCACAAAGUGCCCCAUGUUGCAAUGCAAGCUCUCAAUUUGUUGGGGGCUUGUGUGGCGAACUGUGGCAAAAUCUUUCACCUGGAAAUCUGCUCCAGAGAGUUCGCCAGUGAAGUCAAAAGUGUUCUAAACAAGGCGCAUCCUAAGGUGAGUGAGAAGUUGAAGGCGCUGAUGGUGGAGUGGUCAGAGGAGUUUCAGAAAGACCCACAGCUCAGUCUGAUCUCAGCCACUAUCAAGUCUCUGAAGGAGGACGGAGUCAGCUUCCCCUCAGCCUCUGCUCAGCAGGGGUCCAGUUCAAAGGUCACUGCUCCAGCUGCAGCCAAAACAUCAGAGGAGGACGACCUCGCCAAAGCCAUUGAGCUCUCACUGCAGGAGCAGAAACAGCAGGCCGAGACACGCCCCCUCGCCGUGACCUCCGACCCCCCGGCCUACAGCACUGUUGCCGCAGCUACGAAGGAGGCGCUGAAAGUUCGGGCGCUUUAUGACUUUGAAGCAGCAGAGGACAACGAGCUUACAUUCAAAGCAGGAGAACUUGUGCUAGUUUUAGAUGACAGUGACCCAAACUGGUGGAAAGGAGAGAACCACAGAGGAGUCGGACUUUUUCCCUCAAACUUCGUUACAACAAACCUGAACACUGAACCUGAACCAGUCCUUUACGUUGACAAAGCUAGUACUCCUGAACAGACGAGCCUAGAGACCAAAGCAGAGCCAGAGCCUGUUUUUAUCGAUGAGUCAAAGAUGGACAGGACGCUGGCUCUUCUACAGAAUGCAGACCCAGCAGAUCCUAGCCCAGACUCCACAGAGCUGCUGCAACUCGAGGGAGCUUGUGAACAGAUGAACCCACUGAUUGAUGAGAAAUUGCAGGAAAUUGACAGAAAGCACUCAGAGCUGUCUGAGUUGAAUGUGAAGAUGCUAGAGGCUCUGGAGCUCUAUAACAAACUGGUGAAUGAGGCGCCGUAUUACACUCCAUACUCCAAACUGCAUCAGCCACAGUACGCUCCCACGGCAAACGCCAUGUCCAUGCAGCCUCAGUACUUAGGCCCAGCCGGAGCUCCGUACAUGACCACAGCGAUGACCCAAGGACCUCCCACACAGACCUACUCUCUGCCCAGUGACCAGCCCUCCUCACUUUGCUCUCUACCGGCUAACGCUCCCCCCUCCAGCCAGCCACAGCCCUACAUGAGCAGUGCUAUGAACCCUCAGUACAUGACCCAGGCCCCAUACGCCCCUCAGAACAUGGACAUGUCGAACUACCACCACAACCCCCAAAUGCCCCCCGUGUCCUACCCCAUGGCCCCCCCUCCUCUACAGACCCCCCCACAGCAACAGCAAGCAGUCUACUACCAACAACCCCUGCUCUAAAACCUGCCCUCCUGUCUGUUUCUAUGUGUGGUGAGUGUAAGAGUAUACCGUAUGUCCCUUUAUGAUGUUUGAGACAGUUGUAAUGCCAUCAAGAGUGGAUAUUGCGUGCAUGUUUUUGGACAAUCGCACGCAAGGACAAUUUUUAUUCGCCCAGUGCUGGUUUUCUAUAAUAUCUUGAUGUAGAAGUAGCCACUAGGGGCGUCAAAUUCAUUCUACAACAGCGCAAUGGCAAGAAAUACAUAUAGUUUGCAUAUGAUUGUCUAAUUUGUUUUGCAAAUGGUUGAAAGAGCUCUCAGAUGGGGUAUUAGGGGAAAAGUCUAUUGGCAUAAUUUCAGUUUAAAGUGUACCUAUAAGUUAAAGUGUACCUUAGUUUUUAUGCAUUGGGGGGCUGCUAGAAUUUUAGUCAAUUACAAAAAUCAUUAUAAUAAAUGACUCUACCAAGCCACAGUGGUCAGACAUCACAACAAAAAUAGCACUUUCUUUUAUAUUUCUUUUACUUUAAUUGAAUUACCAUGAUGACAGUUGAUUAUUUAAGACUUUAUAGCUCUCAUAUACAGGAUUAAAAAUUACAUGUGAUUUUACCAUCUGUAUUGCCUGUAGUAGAUUGAGAUUGAUAUGGUUAUUACUUUGCCUGGAUAUUAUUAAUAAUAUUCCACAAUAUGGGAUUUACUGAAAAAUGUUCAUUCGUACUGUGCGUGGGGGAAAUUAGUCUAUAGUUUUAAAACGGUGACAGCAAAUACAAUGAAUAUAGUUUCAAUAAAAAUCUGCCCAGUUGACACCAGUGACCCAGUUCAUUUUAAAUACAAUAUAAUACAACACAGUAUAAAGAAUUUUCAAAUAUGACUACAUUGAAUGGUGAAGUAGCCUUAGACUUGGCUUUUGAAUAAAUAAAGUAUCUUAUUUCACUAAAAGUUGUGUACUAUGUCUGUUGAUUCAUACGUCUACUGCUGGCAAUAUAUGAUACUGACAAUAAAACUUACAUUACAUUCACAACUCAUUGAACCAUUUUUGUCCCAAUUUAACUUCCCUCCUCUUGUUUUUAUGUCUAAUAUAUUCUUGUUGAAGCUGCUACAGUUCAUUAAUAUUGUCCUCUAUAUUUUUAGCCCCAUUAACACUGAACAUAACCUACACUUUUGGUCAACAUGAAAGGUUCUCGGGCCUCAGUACCUAUCUUUGGACAUUUUCUUCUAGUAGCAUAGAUUUCUCCUGAACACUCUAUUUAAAGGUGCAGUUUGUAACUUUUCUCAUGGAGUGUCCGCCACCAACUUGUCCCCAUGGAGACGUUAUUGCUUUGCCUAACUUGGCCUAGUGGCACCAGUUGCUUGUUUCUAUUAUGGGUACAUUUUAAGCCAUACUUUGUAACAUUCCAGGCUCAGCAAUGCCAUCUCCAAGGAGACGAGCAGGUGACAGCCCCUACACCAGAAAAGUUACAUAGCGCACCUUUAAUAACAGCAUUGGUUCUUUCCAUCAAACGCUGCCUUUCCAAUAGCUGCAUUCAGAUAUUUAACAGUUUUGUGUGUGUGACUGAGUUGGGUUUUAUACAUGCAAAGAUAAGCAAGGAUUUUUCUACAUCUGUCUUCUAAAAUGUUGAAAAUGUCAAGCAAUUUCCCCUUUAAAUAUAUGUACCUAUCUAUGAAUUUGCCUUCUAUUUGAAUUAUGUGUUAUGGCAAAUAUAGGCGUUUGUUGUUAGCUUAUAUGAGUGUACUUUGAAUGUUUAAGACGCAGUUGUAAAAAUGCUAUGGUUAUAUGAAGAAUGGGCGGUGACAUGUUGCUUGCUGGGUUGCUGUCCUUAUUUGAAGUGUACAGUUUUUUUGUAAAUUGGGGUCUAUUAAAUACUAAGAUAUGUUUGUUAUUCUAUAUGAUUGGAUACAAGUGUGUGGAGUUGCAGAAAGGGCUGUUAUAACAGGAUUAGUGUUCCAAGGUGAAUAGUUAAAGGGCCCAUUUUAUUUUAUUUUAUUAUCUAUGUUAUAAUGUUGUUUCCAUAUCCAAAACAGUUUCAUUUACACUUCAUUUGUUUUUGUCAUUCACACAGGUUUACCACACAAACCCUUCAUAUUUAAGCUGAGUUCUUUUCUCAAAACAGAAACACUUGCAAAUUGUGAUGUCGUGCGGUAAUAGAAAGUGCUCCACUGUGUUUAAACUUCACACGUCUUCAUUAGAAUCAUUUGGAGCUCAUUUCAGCCCUAGAAUUGCCAAUUUCUACCAAACAAACAAAUAAUAGUUCAGUAUUCUUAACUAUAUUUCAAUAAUUUAUUUUAAAGCUGUGAUUUUUAGCUGGUGGGAUUUGCCCCAAUAAGUGGAUAUUAAUGAUGAUAUUUGAAUAUGUAUGAAAUGUGUAAAAUAUCAAAAUUUACAUUGCCCAUAAUUCAUUUAUCAUUUAAGUUAUGUAUAGAAAUAUCCAAUAGGGACCAUAUGUGCACCUUUGUUUAAUUUAGGCUCUUUGUAAUUUCUCCUGUCUGCUUCUCCAAAUGAUAUACCAAGCAAGGGCUGCAACAACUGGGAAAUAUCUAUACCAUCUUAUAUAUAUUUGAAUUUUAAAUAUUCAAAUUCACAUUUUAAAUACAUAUAAUAUCUAGUACUUGAGAAAAUACUGAAAGAUGAACUGGUAGACUAAUAGGAGAAUUGUGUGCAUUUCGGAACAUGUUUGUGGACGUCUAAACCACACGGACCCAAUAGAGGAUGCAAAAGACAAUGUAUUACCUUAAUAAAUGCUGCCUGUAUGCUUCUCCAUUCUAAUUUAAACUGAAUUGUCUUGCAGCAGUCUUACCAAAAAUCACACGUAAUUGUAUAACUUAGUAUCUUUUUGACCCAAUUUACAAAAUGCUAAACUAUUGCUACUUUUUCCCCACUGUUUAUGUCUUAUCCCCAUCUGUCAGUCCAUUAUAUGUAACUUCAUGACAUUUUGCACCUUAGCUUUGUGAACUUAUCUACCACUGGAUGCCUUCUUCUUGUUCUUCUGUAGAAAUCGAACUUUACUUUGGAGAGAUGCUUCGGUCAGAAAUGUAUAAAUCUGUAUAUUUAAAGUAUGCUAGAAAAAAAACAAGCAGGAUUUUAAAACCUUAUGCUUUUGUAAUGGCAUAGAAUAAUAAUUUGAAAUAAAAAAUGUACAAGAGUG
This is a messenger RNA of Boleophthalmus pectinirostris (great blue-spotted mudskipper), 4764 nucleotides long. RefSeq names its product signal transducing adaptor molecule (SH3 domain and ITAM motif) 2 (gene stam2). The record is from RefSeq and is a predicted model, not a curated record. Gene Ontology annotation, biological process: signal transduction. The coding region runs from base 126 to 1649 and encodes 507 amino acids. The transcript has 14 exons. Gene Ontology annotation, cellular component: endocytic vesicle. Gene Ontology annotation, molecular function: ubiquitin binding; phosphatidylinositol binding. Lineage: Eukaryota; Metazoa; Chordata; Actinopteri; Gobiiformes; Gobiidae.